AUGACUUCUACCCCUCCAGGAACACGCUCUUCUUAUGGGCAACCAUUUGAAGACAGCCGGGGCAUGACGGCUGGAUAUGAAGAUGCAUGGCGGAAUCGGGAUGUCCUCCAAAAGCUGCGUGCCAGAAAGGAACAGAUCGUAACUGGCGCUGGUAUGAGGCUUUCCAAUCCCCAGACCCUAGCAAAAAGGAGCUCCAUUUCUCCUGGUGCAUGCACACCAGCGGUUCACAGACACAUUACUUACCGCCGCCACCAUACUGUUUUCAUCCAACAACAAGACGAGGUGAUUAGCAACCAGAUCACAGCUGUCAAGUUGGCCCGUAAAUGUCUAUAUCACGAUCUGAGUGAUCCCGACAAGAAAGCAGAACAGCGCGUCCGACGAACCCAGAUGAAGAAACAAUUGGAUGUUAGCUGUGGCAAGCAGUGGCUGUCGCGGCUGUGGCAACAGCGAGGAGGAUAA
Molecule: messenger RNA, 459 nt
Organism: Seminavis robusta
Lineage: Eukaryota; Bacillariophyta; Bacillariophyceae; Naviculales; Naviculaceae
Source: the annotation of a GenBank genome assembly